CCCCAGCCCCCAAUGACCUAAUCGGCUAAUCCCUUUUCUCUACCCUUCUAUCGCUUCCCCCAACUCUCGAAGCCGCGUCUCAGCCGACAGCAACUCGAGUCUCCGACGAAGACGACAGUCGACAACUGCCUUCCGACCACAAAGCUGCUGUCGACGACAUCGGAAGACUCCGCGUCUCCUCUCUGGUCAACGCCUCCGCCCUUGCCGACGACGAAGCUGCUGCCCGAUCUCCGCCUCUGCCCCUGCCGAGGACGAAGCUGCUGCACGUUCUCCGCCUUAGUCUCCCCUGUGAACCAAGGAGUGCUGUUUGAAAUCUAGACCUCAAGACUUGAGGUUGCAUCUAGUACAAUGGCAAAACAUGGAAAAGCUUCAGUUGAUGCUAAAGCUCUUACUAAAACGAAAAAUAUGAGAAGAAGAAAGAAGAUAUCAAAGAAAAAUAAAUCAUUGAAGUCUUCUAUGCAGGGAAGAAAUUGUGAAGUUCGAGAUUUGGAACAUCAAGAUUCUGAGCAGCAUGAUAGCACCCUGAUAUCUCAGCAUAACAAUAAACGCAAGGGUAAAAGAACUGCUCUUCCACAAUCUCAGGAUCUGCUAUUGCAAUCUCCAUCAGCGGCUAUUUUAGAAGUUUUAGAAGACCUCCAUAGGGCAGAAGGACCAUCAACGAGUAGUUCUGAACUAAACAGUCACAAUAAGACCUUUAUUCAGCCUAUUGGCAAUACAACAUUCGAACCUUGUAGUGUGCACACAGAUAUUAUGCCUUGCGUUAAGCGGAUAUUCCCCGAGGCAGUUAAAACUUUUAAAACUGCUCCUCAACAUCUUAAGGAUGCUUGGUUUAAUGAAUUCAAGAAACGGCAUGAAUGGGAUCCUAAUGACGAGGAUACUGUUCGAAUGAUAUUUGAGAAAAGGGCUGCUAAAUUGCUUGCUGACGCGUUAAGUGAUGUGCGCACAAGAUUGGCAUUAGGAAGUGGAGUACCAGGAUGGAUAUCUGAUCAUGUAUUGGCACAAUACCAGGUCAUAUGGAACAGUAACGAAUUCAAGAAGACAAGUGAGAAGAAUAAGCGUAAUAGGAAUUCAGAUUGUGGAGGAUUAGGUCCAUCGUUACACACGGCAGGUUCUAUCCCUAUCACCGAACAUAGAAGAAGACUGAAAGAAAAGCUUGGAAAGGAACCUACUCAUAUAGAACUAUUCAAUGCUACGCACCAACAUAAACAGGGAGGAGGAUAUGUAUGCCAAAAAGCACAGCAAGUAAUUGAAACUGUGACUCACUUGAAGCAAACACAACCUGAAGUGGCAGAAGCAGAAGUGUGGUUGGAGGCCACUGGUGGCGUGAGGAAAAUGGGGUACGUUUCAGGAUUUGGGUCGGAUACUCAACACUACUUUCCAGAGGCUACGAUACAACGGAAAUUAAAGAUUGGACCAUCAACUUCACAUGUAUCUUGCGAAGCUCGAAUUAAGGAAUUAGAGGAUCAGAAUCGAGCGCUGCAACAGCAGCACCAGGAUAUGGAAGAGCAACACCGUAGUAUCCGCGAGACCGUCCAGAAAAUGGAAGCAGCAUUUGCCCACCUCAGUCAGUUUAGUGUUAAUCUUAGUAAUCAUGGUCCUAACUUGGAUGGUAUGCGCAGUAAUUCCGACCAAUUACCGACCACCAGUGGUAACCAAUUACUGACCACAAGUGGUAACCAAUUACCGACCACCCGUGGUAGGAAAUACGCUCUCCGUAUCCGACCCCCAAUAGUUCCGACGUCUUCAAAAAGAAGUCGGUAUUUCCGACCAUCUUGACUAGUGGUCGGUAAUACGAGGGCCUUUUUUCCGAAUCCAUAAAGUAGUCGGUAAGUUGGUCGGAAAUUGUGUUUCUGAUCGGAAAUCUCCUUUUUCCGAUAACUUUUUGGUGGUCAGAAAAAUGAAUAUUUCCGGCAGGGUCUUUCAUCUAUGUUUGAAAAAAAAAAAUGCUAUUUUAGUAUGUCUUUCAUCUAUGUUUGAAAAAAAAAUGCUAUUUUAGUAUGUCUUUCAUCUAUGUUUGAAAAAAAUGCUAUUUUAGUAUGUCUUUCAUCUAUGUUUUAUUAGUCCGUUUGUAGUC
This is a messenger RNA of Ipomoea nil (Japanese morning glory), 2074 nucleotides long. RefSeq lists its product as uncharacterized. The transcript is spliced from 8 exons. The record is from RefSeq and is a predicted model, not a curated record. Lineage: Eukaryota; Viridiplantae; Streptophyta; Magnoliopsida; Solanales; Convolvulaceae. Bases 349 to 1776 code for a protein of 475 amino acids.